Cyanistes caeruleus (blue tit) is the source of this 1052-nucleotide messenger RNA. The record is from RefSeq and is a predicted model, not a curated record. Lineage: Eukaryota; Metazoa; Chordata; Aves; Passeriformes; Paridae.
GUGGAUUUCUUCAAGGAGUAUCUGCUGCUGGUGGUGGUGGUGGGCUCGCUGUCCUUCGUCCUCCUCUUCAUCAUCUGCGCCGCCGUCAUCGUCCGGCAGAAGCACAAGGCCUCUGCCUACUACCCCUCCUCCUUUCCCAAGAAGAAAUACGUGGAUGAGCGGGACAAGUCGGGGGGAGCGCGGGCGUUCAGCGAGGUGCCCGAGAAAGCCCCCGAGGCGGGCGCGGAGGAGCCGCUGGACGGCAGCCGGCAGCUCCAGGCGGACAUCCUGGCUGCUGCCCAGAACCUCAAAUCCCCCCACAAGGCACCGCUGGCCAACGAGGCCCGGGGUGAGCAGAAUUCCCCUCAGGAGAAGGAGGAGGAAGAGGAAGGAAGGAAGAAGUUGGGGGAUGAGCAACCCAAGCUCCCUGCCCAAAAUCCAGGUGCGGAGGAGGCGGCGAGCGCAGGAAGCAAGGAGACCCCAGAUGCAUCCCAGGAUGGCUCCCAGGCUCCCUCUGGAAUCUGAGGCAGGGACACAGUCCCAGGCAAGCCCGAGGAGCUGCUGGCUUGGGACACACGAUGGACACGGUGGAUCAGGUUCCGUACGUACGUGGUGGCUCGAGGAAGCCCCGAUGAAGAUCCCAUUCCUGCCCAGCUCUCCCAACCCUCGUGCUGAUGGGAUGCUCAUGGGGGGGGAUUUGCCAGCUGGUGGCUUUCCCCAGCACUGGAACGCUGUCAGCCCCAGCUCCUGCUGCCCAAGGGGUCUCUUCCACCCCAGGAACUGGGUGGGUGCAUCCCCCCCAGCUCCAGCUCUGUCCCCACUGUGCCACCAGCUUCCUCCCAAAUCAGCAGCAGCCUGGUCCGUGCCGGGCUCCUGGCUGGGAGCUGUGUCCCUCUGGGACGAGGGACGGGAGCGGGGCUGGAGGUCUGUAGGACAUGGGUCAGCUUUGCCCAUGGCCACCCAAGGGAAAGAGGGAUGAGGGGACAAGGUCCCUCCUUUCACCCAGAGCCCAGCUGGAUUUUUGCCUCACUUCCUGAACCCCUUCAGCUAGAAAUAAACGUUUCCUCCGCACA